Molecule: messenger RNA, 2607 nt
Organism: Trichomonas vaginalis G3
Lineage: Eukaryota; Parabasalia; Trichomonadida; Trichomonadidae
Product: armadillo (ARM) repeat-containing protein family
Exons: 1
Coding region: 1-2607 (868 amino acids)
Source: RefSeq, a predicted model, not a curated record
AUGGAGUUGCAACUGUUCUCGGAUAUGUCAUCUGAGUAUGAGGAUUCGAGAACAAAUGCAACAAAUGCCAUAUUAGAGGCAAUGAAGGAUCCUGGAUAUCUAAAUUUUUUACUAAAUCUACUUGACCAGAUUAAAACAGAGCAAAAUCACAUAAUAGUAACCAAUGUUUUAUAUGUGAUAUACAAGAUGCUUGGUACCCAUAAGUAUUCGUAUGAAAGCCUUCAAUUAUUAUCUGAUCAUCUCUUUGAUCUACUUCUGGAAAUCAAUUACGAACAAAUUAGAUUUUUGAAUCGAUGCUUAUCAAAAAUAUUCAUACCCCAUCCUUUAUUAGUCAAUCGUUAUCUUCCAAUCGUAAUAAAUGAAAUUAUUAAGCAUGAAACCAUUGAAAAAACAGUAAUUUCAUUAUGCUUUGCAUCUACAUUCAUUGAAUAUUCCAAUAAAAAAGAUUUUAACUUAGAAGCUUACUCAAAUACGUUAAUUCCACAAUUUGUUGAAAUAAUGAACAAUAUUUUUACAGAAACAGGCGAUGGACCACUUAGUUUUGUAUUCAUAGAUAUGAUUGAUUAUAUAUUUAGUAUUUUAUCAAUUUUAUUAGAAAAAGUAGACUCAGCAUGCCUAAAUGAAUGUACAUUACAGCUUAUACAGAUUGUUCCACAACUUCUUGCAUCUCCAGAUCUAAGAGAACAAAUGAUUCAGCUAAGAAAACAUUUAUUGACUGUUUAUGAGUACAGUAAAGGGAUUGUUCACAUUCUGAUCAAUAAUUAUGGUAAUCCUGACCAAGUAAGUUCCACAAAAAGAGAGUUUUCCGCAUUUAUUAAAGAAGAUUAUUCAAUUUCAAUAAUAAAUAGCCUUAUACAGCUAUAUGAACAAGCUUCUGAUAAUUCUGAUAUCGUAACAUCCAUUAUUCCCAUAUUUAAAACCAUGAUUAACCGUGGAAUUCACUUGGAAAUUUUAAUUUCAGAAGAAUUCAUAACAAAGUUCAUUUACAACGUAUCAAAAUUGACACAAGAAGAUGUAGCUCUCAUGGAACAGAAUCCUCUUCAAUAUUAUUACUUCUGUGUGAAUAUUAAAGAAAAAUCUGGUGACAAAAUCACAAGAGGAUGCAUAUACUACUUGUUAAAGGCAAUGUACAAUGAGCAGCCACGAAUAAUUGAUUAUAUUAUUGAGCAUUUCGCUGAAGGAUGUGAAGAUGAGUCAAUUUUGGAAUCAAAGCUAUUUUUGUUAUCUAUUUGUUCUCAAUUUGUAAAAUUUGAUGAAUCUGUUGUUGAUCCGAUCAUCAAAUCCAUUGAUUAUUCGAAUAAUAUUUAUAUUCGGUUGCAAUUUCUUAAUUUUCUAUCAAGAAUUGCUGAAAAUAGUUCUGUUGGAUCAAUAGAAACACAUUCUUUUAUUAUUGACCUCAGUUGCCAAGUAAUUUUAACAGAUCCAAGCGAAUUAGGCCGAUUCGCUGGUUGUCUUCUAUUGUUGGCAUCACAUGAUGAUAAAUCAUUCAAUGUGGCCCAACAUUAUGACGUUAUGGAGAUAAUUCAGACAUCUUUGACUCUUCUUGAAACAUUUAACCACAAAAAACUUCAACAAGUCAUUUCUUUAGUGGCUACAUCGUAUCCAAAUAAUGUUAUUGACUCGUCAGUUGAUUUAAUUUCAACAAUGAUGAAGUUAUGGGAAGAAUACGCUUCUCAAAUGACAGAAGAGUCAGAUCCAUCAUCAAACGGAAGUGAAUUAUUGGUCUCUGUAGCUGCAAUCAUCGAUUCGUUACCUAUAGACACGUUUAAAAACGAAUCUGAAAAUAUUAUUGAUUUUAUUUUGAAUUCACUGUUGAAUUAUCGCAAUUCUAUGAGUGAAAUGCAACUUUGCUGCAUACUCACAUCACUCAAAAACAAAUUAACUGAAGUUCCAAUGACAAUUUACAAUAUUUUUGAUGUUCUCAACCAAAUCACUGAAAAUGAAGAAGGACAAUAUGAUUUAAUUGAAAAAAGUCUUGGUCUCAUUAUCUGUUUGAUCAAAGAUUUCAAUAAUUUCGUUGCAUCAGAAAAAAUGCAAGUUUUUAUUGAAUUUAUUGACAAUGUAAUACAACAAACAGAUUUAGGACUAUUUUUGGCAUCAAUUCCUUUUGUUUUGGCUUUCUUGGUCCAAAAAAUGGAACAAAAUUCUUCUGUUUUUGAAAUUGUUCAGAGAUCUUUUAUGUUUUUGAAUGAUGACACAGAGAUAUCAGUAUUCUCAACAAGCGUAAUGCUUCUUGCAUCAGGAAUUUUAAUAAAUGAAGAUGAAAUUUGCCAAAAUGUGAAUGACGAAGUAAUUGAAGCAAUUUUGAGGAGAUUAAGGAAUAUUUCAAAAUGCGAUAAUCGAACUAUUAAAUAUACAGUGAUUGUUCUCACUUCUUUAGGAAAACAGAGAAAUUCUGAAGAAUUAAUCAAUUCUGCUAUGUUUUUAUUAGAUAAAAAGAAUAAUAAAGCUUACAUAGAGAGUAGUAGUGAUGAAUAUGAAGAAGAUAUCUGUUUAUUCGAUGAAGGAGAUAUUGAUGAACACGCAAUACCAGAUUAUGAAUUACCGUUUGAUUCAUUGAAUGCUACAGCUUAUUAUAAUGCCAAAAUUGGCAGUCAAACUAACUAA